Messenger RNA from Talaromyces stipitatus ATCC 10500, 1492 nucleotides. Its product is annotated as cyclin Ccl1, putative. The transcript is spliced from 2 exons. Gene Ontology annotation, molecular function: cyclin-dependent protein serine/threonine kinase regulator activity. Gene Ontology annotation, cellular component: nucleus; transcription factor TFIIK complex. NCBI's taxonomy places the organism in Eukaryota, Fungi, Ascomycota, Eurotiomycetes, Eurotiales, Trichocomaceae. The record is from RefSeq and is a predicted model, not a curated record. Bases 145 to 1413 code for a protein of 422 amino acids. Gene Ontology annotation, biological process: regulation of cyclin-dependent protein serine/threonine kinase activity; regulation of transcription by RNA polymerase II.
GAGUAUGUGACUAACGACUGAUACGUCUGAAAUGAAAAUCCACUGAAGUUGGAGAGAAACCACCGACCAAGCUCUUAUUAUUCGCAUUAUCCCCAAAGACCCCACGUCCUACGAUAUAGGAAUUAAUGCUCCACUACUACCACCAUGAUCGAAGACGAAAUAUAUAAAACCUCCACACAAUUCCGGAUAUGGUCCUUCACAAAAGAAUCCCUAAAGUCAUUACGAGCGAAUACAAAUGCCGUCGCUUGCGAGCAUCUUCGAGCUGCCCAGAACCGAGCGCGUGAGGUGCCUCGAUCUGCGACCCCUUCGACGAGCGGUAACCUGACGCCGAACCCAAGUGAUAAUGAAGCAAAGGCGGAAGCAGCACUUGGGAAAGAUGUCGAGUGUUUGACUGCAGAGGAGGAGCUUAUGUUUGUGAGCUAUUAUUGCGAACAAGCUCUGGAGCUAGGUGAUAAUUAUAAGCCACCGCUGCCGACUAUGGUCAGGGCAACUGCUAUACAAUACCUUCGUCGAUUCUACCUUACAAAUUCCGUCAUGACCUACCACCCUAAGACGAUCAUGCCUUGUGCGCUUUUCCUGGCCACAAAAACCGAUAACUAUUAUCUCUCCUUAAACGAAUUUGCAAAAUCUGUGCCUAAAAUAGACAGACCUGCAGACGUCAUUGCGCCAGAAUACACAUUAACACAAGCUCUCAGAUACACCUUUGACGUGCGCCAUCCGUUCCGGGGUUUGGAGGGUGGGAUCAUGGAGCUCCAAGCAAUUGCUCAAGGCGAGGGACGGCCUGGACCUUUGAAUACGGGACAAACCCCCGAAAUCAUGAAGCAGGCCAUUAAUAGCAUAGAACCAAUACCGGGAUCUGACAAAGGAUCAAUAUCUUCCCGAAUAUCACUCGCCCACGACAACGCUCGAGACAUAUUAAAGAAGGCUGCGCAAAUGACGGAUGCCUAUUUCUUUUACACACCAUCACAGAUAUGGCUCUCUGCGCUUUUCAUUGUUGACAAGCCUCUCGCUCAGUUCUAUCUAGACGCCAAAGUAGGUCCAGAUGUGAGAUCCGGCGUAGUGGAUUCCGGAAACCCGCUAGAGAUGAUUCGCAUGAAGCUAUUGACUACACUAUCCGAUUGUGUCAGUCUGUUGGAAUCAUACACACCAUUUUCUGCGAAUUCGGAGAAUCUCAAAGAACUGAAAGCCAUAGCUAAGAAGGUAUAUCAAUGCCAGAUGAUUGAGAAACUGGAUCCCGCUGCCCCCGGCAGUGGUCAGAAACGAUCGACUGGGAUAUCUGGAGCUGAAGGCGCGUCCGAAAGUGAAUUGGAGAGGGUAGCUAAAAAGAGACGUUUGGAACGUGAGAGGCGCGAAAAGGAAGGUAAGGAUAUCUUUGGCGGAGAAUUAGUGGCGCGACGGAAGAAGGCUGGUUAAAAUGAGUGUAUGAUAAAAUUUAUUGCUUGAUAAAACAUAUCCAAAUGCCUAGGUAAUAAUAGCCUCAAUAUUUCAUUGC